Pleurotus ostreatus (oyster mushroom) is the source of this 4563-nucleotide messenger RNA. RefSeq lists its product as uncharacterized. Bases 1 to 4563 code for a protein of 1520 amino acids. Lineage: Eukaryota; Fungi; Basidiomycota; Agaricomycetes; Agaricales; Pleurotaceae. The transcript has 18 exons. The record is from RefSeq and is a predicted model, not a curated record.
AUGGGCCUUCUGAAAGCAUCAUCAAAGCCGAAACCCAAGGGCUUCAGUCAGACAGUUUGGAAGAAGACAGCCAAUGGAAAAAGACGUCGGGUUGAAGUAAUUAGGCCUCUCAGCCUCAGCCCACCGCCCUCCCCUUCCACUCCACGUACUCCACAUAAAAGCAGCUCUGUGCGGUCGACCCCACAAAGCUUAGCUGGAGCAAAAAGGCACCAGACUCAAGAGCCUGUAGGCAAUUGGCCUGAACUAGAUGACAUCUUGGAAGAAGCUGGCUUCAACGAAUUUGACUUUAGUCAGUUCAACUUGUACGGCAAGGACCGGGCUAGAGAAAUGGAACGGGUCUCACGCUGCUAUCGGGACCUGAAGAGCAAGUUACAUGCUGGUUGCUGGACAGCUGAGGGGAAUACUGUGGGCGGUCAAGCCAUAUUCUGUCCUGCUUGCCCCCAACCUGGCGUGAAUGUGACAAAUAGAACAUGGGAUAGCAAGACAGAUCCAAAAUGGUUGUUAUCGCCCCUGCUGGUCGCUGAUGGAAACUUCAAAUUUGACCAUCUGCAACUAAAGAAGCCACACUCGGACAUACAACUACGUGACGGUACUGGCUAUGUUGUGACCACAGCCACAUACGAGGAGCAUCUAGCUAUUACAAAUGGUGUCCAAGAGAAAUCAGACUGCGCCAAUCACAAGGCGGUCAACCAGGCUACUAGACCAAGGAAACAUGUGGAUAAUACUGGCAUUGGUGUGAUUGCAUGCGCAAGGCAUGGUUUCUUUGUUCCACAUUCAAUAGUGAACUUUAAGAAAGGGGAACAACAGAAGAACAUGGAUUUCGCACUUUCGGAAGCUAUGAAGUUCUUCACCAAAUUACGACCAAUCGAUGAUAUUGAUACCACACCAUCAAUCACCGUGAUCUAUGAUGUGAUGUGCCAGUAUGGGGUUCACCUAGAACAACGUCUGGAGGAUGGCUUAUAUCUGGAAAAGCCAGACAUUCCCAUUCAAAAGGCUAUUGGGAAAUUCCAUCUUGGAGCGCACAUUGACAGCUGCUUUUCCAAGUUCAGUCUCAACUUUUUGCUUGGUGCCGGCCAUACUGAUGGGGAGGUCCUGGAAACACUAUGGGCUCCUCUAAAUAAAAUUGCUGGAAGCACACGGUCAAUGACACUGGCACACCGUCAGGAGGUUCUUGAUGAUUCUAUGUAUGACUCUAAUUGGAAGAAGAUCACAAAUCUUGUGCCGUCUUUGAUAAAAAAGUGGAGAAGAGCGGAGACAUCCUUUGAGGAAAUGGAUGCUGCAUAUGAAGAUCUAAGGUGCAGGUUGUCAGACAAUGACUUAUUGUUGUGGGAUGGUCAGGCAGAGAAAGCAUCAUUACUUCGUGGAAAAGCAUUAGAAAUCUAUGAUGUCAAGGUGGAACAAUACCCAUCUGUUGCCAGUGUGCGAUUGAAUAUGGUGGAACAAGAGCUGGAAAGUACUAGCUAUGUUUUGGGAAGUGCUGCAUUCUUGACCAAAGGAAUGUCCUUGGAAGAAGCCCAACUCAAACUUCAAGCCACCAUUCACUCCUUAGGGAGUUUUCCGACUGUCACACAACGAAACAACCUGGCUGACAGGAGGAGAAUUAUGAAGAAGAACAUUGCAGAACACCGACGCCAAGGAGGCAAGCUAAUGCUUGACAACCUGGCCCUUGUCAAUGUGGAAGAAAACAAUGAUACUGAUAGUGAGGAUGAGUAUGAGGAGGUAGGGGAUGAUGAGGAUGAUGGGGAUGAUGAGUAUAGGCCGGGUUCUACAGCCAAGGGAAGCAAGAGGGUAGAUGAAGUCAAAGAGGCGGAGCAUAUGGAGGUAUGCAUGCCAUCAACAUUCAGUCAGGAGGAAAGAACCCAAAUAGGCUGGGCUAAACUGGCAGAGCAAGAGGUGGAGCUGCGAGAGGCCCAGAUAAAUGAUGCACUUCAUGAUCUCCGAAUAGCUCUUGGCGAGAAGUCACUUCAAUUUCGAAAGGUCCUUCGUGGUGAUCGGUCGCAGAAGCAUGUCUCCAGGGCUUGGAGUAUGAUCAACUCAUAUGAUGACAGGGCAAACCUACAGAAGUGGCUGCCUAUCAACCGGGAUCACGACCUGCAAAUGAAGGGAGAUGUUGAACAUGCAAACAGAAUUGGACAAUCAUCUCAUGCAUUAGCUUGGUUUUGGAGGUUGCAGGGUAGUGAGGUCUCAGACGAAGUAGAGGAUAGCCCUAUGAUGAAAGAAUUCUAUCAGAUCAACUACCUGCGGGCCAAGGCUAGGCAUGAUAGAUGGGAGGAGGAGAUGAUGCUACUGAAGAAGGAGGUAACAUGGACCCUGGCCUGGUUCACAUAUCAGGCAGAUUGGUGGAAGGUCAAAGGUGAAAGUGAUGAAAGGCAGCUUAGCACAGGGCAGCAAGCCUUUUGCCGAAAGAUGACAGCCAAAUGGAGGGACUUCAGGAGGAGAGGUGUGCAGGCCAUCCAGCAGAGCAAAGAAAGUCAGCUCUGGGUCGAAGAAUAUGACUUGGCACCCUCUCCCGCGCCCUCUCGUCACCUCUCUUUCGGCACCAUCGAUGUCGACGAUGAUGUCGAUAUUGAUUCAGAAGAGGUCGACGCAUCUCCCAAGAAACAGCGCCAUGCAAUUGGUGGGGUUGUCUCGUCUGCUGAGGGGGGCGAUCACCCUGCCCCGAGUCUUUCCUUUGGAACCGUGGACACCCUUGUCGAAGAAGGGGAAGUCGUAUCACCGUCCCCGAAGAGAGGGCGAUGUUCUACUCGAAAGGUCGUGCGGGACGACGAGGCUGCGCUGGAGGUCAUACCCCACACCCCGUCCAAACCUUUGGGCUGGAAACGCAGGCACGGGUCUCUCACCCUGACCCUCACUCCCUCCCCUUCCCCCCCGUCCACUGUGAAGGCUUCGAAGGCUUCGCUGAGCGCGAGGGAUCGCAAGCAGGCAAACCCUGCCAAACGCAUUCGACCCAUGGUCCGCCUGGACUCGGCGGACUCAGUCGCUGCAUCUGCCCCAGUGGACAUCCCUCCCAAACACGCGCCACCUUCGUCGCAAGCGCGAGCUGCUUCCAAUGAAGACAUUGACAAGCUUUGGCCAGAUACUCCCAAGCCAGCAAGAGCGGCCAAGUCGCUUGUGCUUGAAUUGCUUGACUUGGAAGCAGAGGAGGGCACAGAUGGAGAUGAUGAAAUGGACGUUGGCGGCCAAGAGGAUACUGAAGAAGCCGGUGGGCUCAGCGGCUGGCUGGACGACUCGCCCCCUCCCAAACCUGUCGGUGUCAAGGGGAAGGGGAAGGCGUUGUCGAGCACUCCCGCCGCUCCUGUCUUCGCUUCUGUCAAUGGGCCUGCUGCAAAUGUGUUGGGGGAUAAUACACCUGUUGCCGCCUCUGCCCAUGACGACGACACAAUAUUCUACAUUGACUCAGACAUUGACGAAGUGGUGGAGGAGGCUUCUGAACCCACCAACAAGGCCACUGAUCUUCAAGCGGAGGGCCGACACGAAGAGCUCCUCAACGAUGGUUUCCUUCGGAAUAUACACUACGGGGAGCUUGUGCCGAAGUACACCGCGAACAAUGAGGAGGAGGCUAAGAUGCCGUUCGUCACGACCGUCUUCCGGAUGAUGAAGAGUGAAUAUUCAGUAGUGUCCAUCUUCGAUGCGAUCCACUUCCGUGGGAUCGGCGUAUACGCGAACCCGUUCACCUCUGACCCGAAGGCCUUUGAAAUGAAAGACAAGAAGGUGGUGUUCAAGGAUGGAGUCAAUCGAGGAUACCCCGUUGUCUUCGUCAUGCCCAUUGUGGUGCAUGAGUGCAAUCUCCUUUCCCCCACUCUCGUCAACAAGAAUUUCGGCACUGAGACUCAUCGUCGGCUCACCGGCUGGGUCUUUGCUGAGCUCUGGGAGCUGUUCUCUUCCUUCGUCACCUCCCUUCUCAACAAGGACACCGCCUACGCCUACAUCACCUCCAGGUACCUCCGGUUUGCCUCCAGGCAGACCACAAAUUCCAAGGGAGGAGGUCUCUCCGUCCCAAGUACCCCAGGCAGGUCUGCGCAGGAUUCUCUCACGUUUGGCAACUCCUCUCAAAGAACCCCCAGGAGGGUGGGAGCCAGGUCUGCCCUUGAUAUAAAGUAUCCGCACGUAUACGGCCCGCACGGCACAAUUCCUGUGUACGACGGCCGGUCUCGAUACGGAAACUUUCGAGUGGAGGAAAGCCAAUGGGGGGAUAUCGCCAACCUGCCUCGACUGGGCACACCCCCUGUUUCUGCGGGGAAGCCGCCCAAGGAUGUCAAGCUGGUGGAGAUGGCAUCCUCCACGUCCAAGCAGUUCUCCGUCGUGCUUGUUGCGUUCACCAUUGGUACAUUUGGCACCUCCCCCCAGGUCUCGUUCAACCUCAUGUUCUCCAUAUUGAUGGGUAACUGGUCCGAACGGCCAGAAGGAACUGCCUUCAAGGUGUCGCUGGACAGGAUGGCAGUCCUUCGCGCUCAGGCUGCGGCUGCAGCUCGCCAGUCGGCUGCAGAUCGUGUCCACAGCAGCGUGGCUCGUGUCGGCGCAAAUGCAGCAACUGCUGGCACCAGCAGAACUGCUCGUCGUUAA